Messenger RNA from Malania oleifera, 1977 nucleotides. Its product is annotated as beta-1,3-galactosyltransferase 7-like. Gene Ontology annotation, cellular component: Golgi membrane. Gene Ontology annotation, molecular function: beta-1,3-galactosyltransferase activity. Bases 335 to 1531 code for a protein of 398 amino acids. The record is from RefSeq and is a predicted model, not a curated record. NCBI's taxonomy places the organism in Eukaryota, Viridiplantae, Streptophyta, Magnoliopsida, Santalales, Ximeniaceae. The transcript has 11 exons.
GGCCCGCGAUAGUUCUUUUCCAUUGUAAUAAUUAAUAAGAUUCCUUCGUAGGAUCCAUUGAGUGGGUGUCCCGCGCGCGCGGACGUCAUACUUUUAGCGACACCCGGGCCCCGGCCGUUGGCAAAACACACACAACGACUGAUACAGCGUGAUGAACGGCAGUAGGAGGCGGCAGCAAGCUUUAGCAAAGGAAAAUGGUGGGCGUGCGUCGUUGCUUUUUGGCUGUCGACUUUGACUAACUGACCCACACCAUAAUCAGCUCAUCAGCUCAAUAUAUUUCAGCCUAUCCCUCAUCUUCUUCCCCGCACUCUGUUCUCCUGAAACAGCCGCAGCGAUGAAGCACAGGAACGCUGCAAAGAUCUCUCCUCAAUGGAUUUUCAUCUUCUGCAUUUCCAGCUUCGUCCUCGGAAUGCUCUUCACCAGGGUGUGGUAUCCGCCUGAACCCAAGGAUCAGAUGACAUCCCAACGGCGGCUAGAUCAGGAGUUCCAAUUUUUUCACGAGGGCUCUGCAAUCAGUAGGAAGCCUGGACGAGAUAAGGAUAUGGUGGGAAAGAUUCACCAAACCCAAGAGGCAAUACAGUCUGGCAGAUCACUGGACCAGACAAUGUCUACACUUGAGAGAGAAUUGGUUGCCACUCAGAAUUCUCAUGAUAUGGGGAGCCUUGAAAAUUUGCCUGCUGUCCGGACAUCUUCUGUUGGUAGCCCACCAAGGAAGAAGGCAUUUAUGGUUAUUGGAAUAAACACUGCUUUUAGUAGCAGAAAGAGGCGUGAUUCUAUCAGAGAGACAUGGAUGCCCCAUGGGGAAAAGCUCCUUCAACUAGAGCAAGAGAAGGGAAUUGUCAUUCGUUUCAUGAUUGGGCACAGCUCAACAUCCAAUAGCAUCCUAGACCGGGCUAUCGACUCAGAGGAUGCUCUACAUAAAGACUUCUUUAGGCUUGAGCAUGUUGAAGGUUAUCAUGAAUUAUCCGCAAAGACAAAAACGUUCUUCUCUGCUGCAGUUGCACAGUGGGAUGCUGAGUACUAUGUUAAGGUUGACGAUGAUGUCCAUGUCAAUUUGGGUAUGCUAGCCACAACUCUUGCCCGCCACCGUUCAAAACCUAGGGUGUACAUAGGAUGUAUGAAAUCUGGACCAGUUCUAUCCCAAAAGAAUGUCAAGUACCAUGAACCUGAAUAUUGGAAAUUUGGAGAGGAGGGGAAUAAAUACUUCCGGCACGCAACUGGGCAGAUCUAUGCAAUCUCAAAAGAUCUGGCCACAUAUAUCUCUUUGAACCAGCCCAUACUGCACAAGUAUGCCAAUGAAGAUGUGUCACUUGGUGCCUGGUUUAUUGGUCUUGAAGUUGAGCACAUUGAUGAUCGCAACAUGUGCUGUGGGACUCCGCCUGACUGUGAGUGGAAAGCACAGGCAGGAAAUGUUUGCAUUGCAUCAUUUGAUUGGAGUUGCAGUGGAAUUUGCAAAUCAUUGCAGAGAAUCAAGGAUGUUCAUGCCAGGUGUGGUGAAGGUGCUGCUGCUGUUUGGAACACUCUCAUCUAAAAGUUAUUUCGAGAGAAUAAGGGGUGUCGCUCAAUUCUUUUUGGAUCCUCCUUGUUGCUUACCCAUCUUGAUAACUCUAGAGAUAACACGACACCUUUCUGCAAGAAGAACCAAUUACAGUCAUCAAAAUUUUGAUUCAGAAUCAGCCCAUACAGAGUACAAAUCCAAUAUUUACUUGUCUACAUGGAAGACACCUCUGGUGUAGGAGCACAUUGAUAGAAUUAAUUCUUUGAUGCAGUGACUUCUUGUAGUGUCUUUUUUUUUUUUCCUGCUCUGGUAUAGUGUACUUUGGGUGUUGUUUAUAUGAUUUGGGUCUCAAGAAAAUGUGCUCAAAAAAGGCAUACAAUGUUUCUCCAGUCCUGUAAUGCAAUUCUCCAGGAUUCAACCUGUCUUCCCCUCUUUCUACCUCAAAAUUUAUGAUUGGAAGUUUGAUUGUCUUGUUGCAA